GCCAGCACUAGCUGUGCGCAACUUGUCCUCGGUACCACUGAAAUCCACAGCAGGGUUGUUAUCAGCUUUCUAACCGCUGCUCUUAGGAGCGAGAAGUGCGAAUGCCGGGAAAAUCGGAACGGCCCCAAAAGUUGCGUCUCUUGACCCGCCGAUACGAUUACCAGCAUGCUCCAUCCCGGAUCGCAGCCGCAACAUUGCCCGCGCCCUGAAGGGGCCCAAGAAAACAUGCAGCUCUUAGAUCCUGGGGUCAGCUCAGCUGUGCUUCCUGGGCACAAGCAAGCGGUUUCUCCGCUUGAGAUGCUCAUCCGGCGCAGUAAUAAAGUGUCUCAGGAUGCACCGCUCAUCGCCGACGACCGAUGGUACCCUGCUGAAACAGAUGAGCCUCAAUCGGAUGGCUUUGGAGGAUACUUACCGAGGCAGGAUACUCAAAUCGACCAAGCCGGCGGAUCACAGGGGCAGUCGGGCGGUAUGCCGAUGAUGCGUGGGAAAGGCAGCGGCAGCAACGGCAGCAGCGGCAGCAUUAGCUAUAUACAAGGCGGGAGCUAUGAAUCCUCCACCUCGCUAUCCUCACGGAAAGGCCAGAGAAAUAGCAAUGGGAACGCGACGCCGUCUACCCCUCUUUCGCAAAACACUUAUGAACCUUCAUCUUGGCAAACGCAGGAGCGGCUGGCCCCUCAACCGGGCGACGGCGACGGUGACAGCGAUAUCUUUAUUGUUCCUAACGCAUUUCGGUCCUCUGUUGCCUCCGACAUUUCCUACAACAGCAUCACGGUAGAUGAGGAGAAACGAAAACUUCACAAGAGCUUCGACUGGGAUGCUGUUCGGCAAGAUCAGCAGCUUCAACGGACCCCGGGUGAGCAGACCGGGCGGGGAAGGAUGGAAAGACGAAACUCCAGUGACACGGUUUGCAGCAGCGAAUUUGGCGAGCAGAGUCGAUGGGGGCAUCUGUGGGCUGGCAAACCUCAUGAUGAAGGGAGCACAUUUUUGAUGUCACGCGAUUCAGAGCUGGAGCAAGAGGCGAUGGAUCUCAAAAACUGGCACGUCGAUAUAGGCGGUGGGGAAGGUGUGGGACAUCAGACGUUGCAAGGACUAGACGCGCUGCGAGAACUAGCACGAGGAAUCCCUGUCGCAACUUUCUCAGCAUGUGGCGGAGUGUACAGCCACUCUGCUCACAUUGCACAGCGCAAGCAAGCCUAUCCUGUUGGUCCAGACGGGACCGGCGUGCAUCGCCCUCUCGAGGGUCAACGCGCUCAACUGGUCAAUAGUAGGCAAACGGGCGAACACUCUGGCAAAGAUAGGUCGCAGGUGGUUAGCUUUUCCGGAAGCAUCCAUGAAGUUGUUCCCGUUAAUGGGCCUAAUGACGUGGAUGAACGGGAACAGCAUUGCCUGUUUGCAGCGACGCUGCGCAGCGAGCAUAGCAGCAGUCAAGAGCGGAGUCGAGAUCGUGAUAGCGUGUUGACAAUACGCGGUUCAGCAAGCAGCGAAGUACCGCUGAGCCUCAAUAUCUGGCCACCGACGCCGGAGGGCUCCAUCAAUGGGUCGCAGCGGCAAUGGCAGCACAAUGGCCGCGCUGCUGUGCGACACUCUCCUACGCGCGAUGCCCAAGCGGAAAUUGUAGAUGAGGAGGCAGCCAGUCUCUACAAGGUCGAAUCGUUUGCUAUGAAUAGGGACCAGCAGCGAAACAGCCAUCGAGAAAGUGCGGUCAGUCUUACUACCGAUGGGAGCGGAAGCAGUGGUGGAAGCAGUGGCAAGGCCAAUACCUGUAGUAGCGGCGAUGACGAUUUCAGGACGCCGUUGCAGGGGCCAACGAGUAUCAUCUCGAGCUUACCCGUUUCCGGUUCUAUGGCAAGCCCAGCUCAAAUCAAUGGCGUCUCAACCUUCCCGUCAGCUCGGCCAUUACAACAGCAUCCGUUCAACGGGCCGGUUGGAGUUGCACAGGCCCUUCAAAAUCCGCUUCACACCCCCCUUGUUGGACCUGGUGCUGCAUCGCAUAACCAAUUGGACGUGCAUGGGCGGUUGGACACUGGGCAUCAUGGGCGUCAUGCUGCUCCGCAUGCGCUUCCGGAUUUGUGCUCAAAUCCGAAUCUUCCGCCUGGCAUCCUACCCGGCAGCCGCAGAGCCAAAGCCAUUGCCGAUCAUGAUGGGAGGGAAAGUAUGGUAUCUGACCUAGACGUGGAGACGUUGCGCUUGGAUGGCAGUGGAAGCAGCCGACGGGACAGCUUCAGCACGAUCCGGAGCGCUAUGACUGUCGGCACCAUCAACUACGACUCUGAGAGACAGGCUAUCGCGGACGCAUACGUCCUUGUUGAUGGCCAGAGGAACGGCAUCACUGCGGCUCAGUCUUUGCAACAAGAAUGGGUGCUGGAGCAGCAACGCUCGUUACACCAACAGCAAUUCCAGAAUGGCCGCUCUCCAUAUCGGCUGCAUUCGGCAGCCAGCACUUCCACACCUUCGUUCGCGACCGACAGCUCUACAGUCAAGUCUUCUCAAAGCUCCAUGUUACGAGACCCCGACGCGCUUGCUAAGCGAUCGCAGCUUGGCGCGGACACCAAGACGGGGCCAGCAGUGGCAGAAGAGUACCUGAGCCAAGGUAUCACGUACCAUGAGCAAGGCGACAUGUCGCGCUCAGCUUUCUACUUCGAGCGUUCAGCGAAGGCCGAAGGCGGCUGUGUCGUCGGCAUGUGCAUGUGGGGCAUGGCUCUUCGCGAGGGCUGGGGAGCGCGAAAGGACCCGAGGAAAGGGUUCGAGUGGAUCCAAAUGGCUGCAGCUCGUGCUGGCAAGAUGAGCAACAACCCGACGCGCUCGGAAGGCGAAUUGAAGGCCAUUAAAUCCGAGCUGAAGCUGUCGGUCUACGAGUUAGGCAAGUGCUAUUGUUACGGAUGGGGAACAAAGAUGGACAAACAAACAGCACUGGAAUAUUUCGAGCUUGCUGCCAAGCUUGGUGACGUGGAUGCUCAAGCUGAGGCCGGUGCGCUAUACACGGCUGGAAAAGGAUGCAAAAAGGACCUGAAGAAAGCGGCGAUGUACUACCGUUUGGCUGAGAAACAAGGUUACGACACCGUUGGCUUGUCCUGGAUCUGGAAAGACAAAUACAACGCAUAAAGGCGAUGCCAAAUGUCGAAUCUACACUCGUAACGAUAGAUCUUUGUACCAUCUUAACGAUGCAUAUCAUAUCCCCAGCAAAAGGUCACCACCUAUGCAGAGC
Tilletiaria anomala UBC 951 is the source of this 3205-nucleotide messenger RNA. RefSeq lists its product as uncharacterized. Gene Ontology annotation, molecular function: protein binding. Lineage: Eukaryota; Fungi; Basidiomycota; Exobasidiomycetes; Georgefischeriales; Tilletiariaceae. The transcript is spliced from 5 exons. The record is from RefSeq and is a predicted model, not a curated record. Bases 166 to 3102 code for a protein of 978 amino acids.